Messenger RNA from Mytilus trossulus (common blue mussel), 1323 nucleotides. RefSeq lists its product as uncharacterized. Bases 70 to 1305 code for a protein of 411 amino acids. The record is from RefSeq and is a predicted model, not a curated record. The transcript is spliced from 4 exons. Lineage: Eukaryota; Metazoa; Mollusca; Bivalvia; Mytilida; Mytilidae.
AAUUAACCCACUUUUAAAUGUUUUCAACGUUUUAUUUGACAAAAUUAACAAUUCCUAAAUAACGAAAAAAUGACCACGGAAGCAAGUACAGUGGUUAAGAAAAAGAAAACAUCUUCAAAAUUGGCGGAUGCAGGUCAAAUGCAGGCAAUACUAAAUAGUUUCUGCAAGUCACAAUAUGGAAAUGCUAUCACAAAUAAAAAUCCGUUCGAUGAUAAAACGUUGGAGAAGAAAUUGAAAAAGUUAGAUAAGGAACAAAAACUACGGGCUUCAGAAAUGUUCUGGAAACAGCGCAAAUUCUUCAUUGAGAAGGCUUUUGAUGACAACGACGAAUUAAGGUUUGCUAAACUAAGAAAUGAGAAAGAAAGCCCAAGAAAAGAGAAAACAUGUUCACUGCCAGAAAUACCUUCGUCUUCAAAUACUCCAACAUCAAAAUCCAGAUCUGUUAACCAACCCAACAGUAACAACAAGGGAGAUACAUUAACAAUGGCUAGUGCUUUGUUUCCAAAAAUUGUUGAACGCAUUCGACCAAAGAGUUACAAACCAAAGAAAAAGCUAAAGAAACAAAGUUCACUUAUAGAGCUACAAAAACAGUCCAAUCUUAUCCCGACUCCGGUAUUGUCAGAAUCUCCAGUCAUGAGACAUGGAAGUGCAAACGAAGAAGUCAAGCCUAACCCAAUACUGAUUCCUGUAGAAACAACAACCGAGGCGAAACACAAACAUUGUGACGUGAAAAAAAUAUGUAAAGACAAGAAACAAUUAACUGACAAAGAUAAGGAUAAAAAGAAUAAAAGGAAAAAGAAAACAGAAGAAAAUGAAUCGAGCUUACUGACAACUGGUCAAAACAAAAACAAUAAUGAAUCAUAUAUACAUGAUUAUGAAACUAUUUCUAUGCCCGUAAGGGAAAAUUUAAAGCUCGCAGAUCUUGAUGAAAAUGAUCAUUCUAUGUUAAUGAAAUUAAUGGGAGAAGCAAAUACGUCGAUGACGGAUGAUAUUAAACUUGAAUUAAGUAAGAUGAGAGAUUAUGAAGCGAGACGAAAUUCAACGGUCAAGUUACUUAAUUCGACAGAAAAGCUGUCCACAGAUGAACUUUUAUUGAAACUUACAAUGUCACUACCCAUGCGAUUAUUAUUGAAAACUGAUAAGACAUUGAACGAUUUAAGUUCAGCUCUUGGUUUUGAAAAGAGAAGAACAAAAUUGCUUCAAAGAGAAAAAACUAUGACGGAUAAACCAGCUCUGACCGAUGACAGAUUCAGAAAAUUAAUUGACUCUCUAGAAAGACAAGACCAUAUGAGUCAGGAAAUUUAAUUUAGAAUGUGAUAUUAU